Messenger RNA from Lagopus muta (rock ptarmigan), 3944 nucleotides. It is a transcript of the gene GRB14, whose product is annotated as growth factor receptor bound protein 14. The transcript is spliced from 15 exons. NCBI's taxonomy places the organism in Eukaryota, Metazoa, Chordata, Aves, Galliformes, Phasianidae. The record is from RefSeq and is a predicted model, not a curated record. Gene Ontology annotation, biological process: insulin receptor signaling pathway; negative regulation of insulin receptor signaling pathway. Gene Ontology annotation, cellular component: cytoplasm; plasma membrane. The coding region runs from base 1 to 1728 and encodes 575 amino acids.
AUGGCCGCCCCGUGGCCCGGUGCACCGCCCGGCGCCGGACGGGCGGCAGAGCCCGCGGGCAGCGGCUCUCGCGGCGCGGUGCGUUGCCCCAGGCCGCCGCCCCGGGCUCCGAGCGGGGAGCCGCCGCCGCCGCCCCCCGACAGGAGAAAAAAGACAGACGGCAAGAUUUUGGAACUCCCAUCAAUUCCAAAUCCUUUUCCUGAGCUAUGUUGUUCUCCAUUUGCAUCAGUUUUGUCAGCAAGUCUGUUGCCCAAGGCAACUUCAAGAACUAAACAGGAUUGGGGUGAUGAGAAUUUAGACUUCAAGGAAUAUUGCAAAGUAUUUUGUUCUGUUUCAUGUUAUCACCUGAGUGAAGGUUGUCAAGUUCUAAGAAAAGCAGACAUGAGUUUGUCUUCAAGAAGAGUGACGUUGCCUGCAGUAAUGCCAAUAACUCUGCAGAAACGGGUAAUUAAAGUGUACAGCGAAGAUGACAGUAGCAAAACUCUGGAAAUCCCGAGUGAUAUAACAGCCAGGGAUGUAUGUCAGCUGUUGAUAUUGAAGAACCACUAUAUUGAUGACCACAACUGGACACUGUUUGAAGAACUUACUCAUACAGGCUUAGAAAGAGCUAUAGAAGACCAUGAAUUAGUGAUGGAAGUCCAGUCAAGCUGGGGGAUGGAAGAGGAAAGCAAAUUUUAUUUUAGAAAAAAUUAUGUCAAAUAUGAAUUUUUUAAAAAUCCCGUGAGCUUUUUUCCUGAUCAUAUGAUAUCUUUUUCAAGUGAGGCCAAUGCAGCUGUAAAACACUCUGGGAUAUUACAGAUGUUCCUAAGCUCCAGCACAUAUCCUGAGAUUCAUGGCUAUUUACAUGCAAAAGAGCAGGGAAAAAAAUCAUGGAAAAAAUUAUACUUUGUUUUGAGAAGAUCUGGCCUUUAUUUUUCCACUAAAGGUACAUCUAAGGAGCCAAGGCAUCUGCAGUUUUUCUGUGAAUUCAGCAAUAGUGAUAUAUACAUGUCUUUGACAGGCAAAAAGAUUUCUGGAGCACCAACAAGCUAUGGAUUCUGCUUUAAGCCUAACAAAUCAGGAGGAACCAGAGACCUGAAACAACUCUGUGCGGAUGAUGAACAAAGUAGGACCUGCUGGAUAACAGCAAUAAGGUUGUUUAAGUAUGGGAUGCAGCUGUAUCAGAAUUACACACAACCAUAUCAGGGUAGAAGUGGCUGCAGCCCUUUGAGUAUGACACCUAUGAGAAGUAUUUCUGAAAAUUCUUUAGUUGCAAUGGAUUUCUCAGGACACAGAAGCAGAAUUAUAGAAAAUCCAACGGAAGCACUUUCAGUUGCAGUUGAAGAAGGAUUAGCCUGGCGGAGAAGAGGGUGCCUACGACUGAACUCACAUUGUAGUCCUAUUGCCAUGUCUAACAUGGCUAUUCACAGAUCUCAGUCAUGGUUUCAUCACAAAAUCUCUAGAGAUGAAGCUCAGAGACUUAUUUUACAGCAUGGGCUUGUAGAUGGGGUGUUCUUGGUACGUGAUAGCCAAAGUAAUCCCAGAACAUUUGUACUGUCAUUGAGUCAUGGAUUAAAAAUAAAGCAUUUUCAAAUUGUACCUUUGGAAGAUGAUGGGAAGCUGUUCUAUACCCUUGAUGAUGGUCAUACCAGAUUUACAGAUCUCAUCCAGCUAGUGGAAUUCUACCAACUUAAUAAAGGAGUGCUACCUUGCAAGUUAAAACACUAUUGUGCGCGAAUUCCUCUUUAACCAAAGCAUCUGUUGCUUCAUCAAACGAAAGGGAAGAUACCAGAAUACUUUUUCUCCUCAAGGCAGUUUGUGUAGUCAGAAGGGUAAAAAUGUUACAUUUAAAGAUUCAAAGUUUUAGCUACCAAAAAGUGUAAAGUACAUUCAAUAUAGAUAAGAACUUUGUGAUUGUCAAAGCAAAAUAACUCCACCGUUUUAAAAUAUAUUAUUUCCUAUGUAAUUCUUUAGUGUUGUCUCAGACUUUUUUCUUUUUUCCCAAUGUAAAAGUUUUUUUUUGUUUUUGUUUGGUUUUUUUUUUUUUUAAUUAUAUUGUGUACCUUCUACCAAAAUAUAACUGAAGAGAAGUUCUUUGUUCUUAGGGUUUUUUUUUUUUGUCUUUUCAAAUGUUUCUUAUAGUUUCUAUUCAUCACAUAGAAAAAGAAAAUUUACUGUGGUAAGGAUAAGCUGAACUGCACAUUUUACUUGUAAAUAAAAUGAGUAAAUAUUUUGCAUUAUAUUUUUGAAUUCUACUUUGAGGAUUAUCAUUCGAAAAGCAAAAAAUCAUUAAAAUUACUUAUAACUGGUUGGCUGUAUUCAAUUGUGCUAUUAUUUAAAAAUUAUUUUUGUCCAACCUAAUGACUACAUUGACACCUUUAUACAAAGAUGGAACAUUUUUUCCUUGGUGGUGACUUGUAUAAAUAUGAAUAAAGAGGUACACCUACAGUCUCUAGCAUAUAUACCCCUGUUAAUUACUGUGGCUUGUUUUAGAGCUGAGAAGGGAAUCAACUUCAUUGGCCCUUGAAAUGAACAAAUAAAGGUGAAUACAAUUUUUUUUCUUUUUGCUGAAAAACUGUCAAGAAUGUAUUUGCAGUUGGUUCCUUGCUUAUUUAUUAUUUAUCACGAAAUUACAUAUUUCAGUAUAGCUACAAGUCAGCCAAUCUUGCCAGAUGUUCCAGUUUAAAGAUCUGUUAAGGUGGAGUGAAAUUUUGAACCAUAGCAGUAGAAAUAUUUUUGGUAUCUGUACUUUGAAAAAGAUGCAAUACUUCUGCAUCCUUGCACAAAGGCUUAAGUGGAGUGGAGCUUGAAUUGAAAGAUGUUCCCCUGUCCUGAUGCUUUGUUAUCCUAUAGGUUUGAUCUCAUUAUGAGGGUCCAAGACGUGGCCCUGAAGUAAAGCCUGUAAUGGAAAGUAGUGCUUAGAGGUGGACCAUCAUGCUGAAUCCUGGCCCUGUGCCCAUUCCUGCUUUUGUUCUCCUAUCGUCAGGCACGCCAGGUAUUCUGCUGUAGGAGUUAGUGGGGAGCGAAAGUGAAGGAGGCCUGGCUGAGGGACAGAGCAGAUGGACCCAAGAUACAGUAGUGCCAGUGCACAUCAGCUGGUAGGGUUGUGUAAAUGGUUGCAUUAGAAUAUGAUAGCUACAGUCUAUGGUUUAGUUACUGUGUGCCUGUGGAAGGCAAUCAUAAUAACAUAAUGCUGUGAUACUUAAUUUACUGACUUGAUCCACACAUCACUGACCUUUUCCUCUGAUAUGCAAAUAGAGUUUUUAAAGCUCAUUAAAAAAGCAACUCUUCAUAAUGUGUACCAAAGAUGCAACAUAUGUGGUGUCUGAGCUCAUUACAUUAGAAAUGCCUUGUAAAACUCUUCACAGACUAAUAAAUUUAACUCUUAAACCUUGAAUAUAAUUUCAAAUUGUAAUUACAAAAAUGUAGUUAUAAUUAAAACCUUUUCAGAUUUAUUUUAGCAAUGGGAUUUCUUCUGAGGCCUUGUAUUCUUUCAGAAAUUGGCAUAGAAUAAAGAGAAUUGUUGCAUUCCCAUUUUUCUUAUCAUCUGACAAAUGAAAUGUGUUCUGUGGUCUGUCUGGACACGUGAAAGCUUUGCCAUCAUUUCCAUUUGGAUUUUCGUAUUUGCCUGUACAACUGGUAGAGAAGUUAACCAUUCAGUAAGUAUGUAUCUUUUCACCUUUAGAAAAGUGAAUGUGAGGACUAUUGAGAGACAUCAACCAUCAAGAAUCCUUGCCUGCUUUCUUCUGUUUUCAUGAGUGAAAAAAAAACAAGACAAGUCAACACUUAAAAUGCAGUAUUGCUUAAUGAGCAUGGGUUUUGGACAUUUGAAAGAGUUUUUAGCUGGCAAAUAUUCAAAGCACUGUUAUCCUAUAAAGUGUUGCCUCCUGCAUUCUGGCAGGUCUUUUAAUUAAAGUCUAAACUGAAAUCUUGCUAAGAAUAAUAUAAAACCUUUUUUUUUUUUU